UUUUAUAGGUUUUUAGAUUUUUAAUUUAUACAUAUAUAAUGUUGAUGUUGAAAAUACAUCAAACUCAUAUAUUUACAAAAAAAAGAAUGCUAAUUUUGAAAAGUUAAGUUACUAAUUUUUAGAUAAUACUACAAAAAUUUUAUUUUUUUUCGUUUUCGAUUUUUAACUGUAAAACCCUUCAACUAUGUUUAAUGUUGAAAUCUCCAAACUAAAGAUUUACCGGUAGUAAUGGUAAUUAUGACAUGCUAGGGUUUAAUUCAUUAAAUAAAAUUAGUUUGAGGGUUUUUUUUGUGAAAUACUUAAUUUGGGGUUUUUACCCAAAACAAACUUAGUUGAAGGGUUUUAACUUUAAAAAUCCUUAAUAAUACCAUUCCGCGAACUGAUUUAUCCUUUUUCGUUUUGGGUGUAACUAAUUACCUUUUUCCAAGCGUUAUUAACAUACUUGACAUACUAGAUUUGGUAAUAUUCCUUCUGUGAGAGAGACAUUUUAGUUGACAUAUGGAAAAUCGUGUAGGUGAGCAGACGUAUUUUUAAAUAACUGUAUCAUAAAGGGUUUUGAAAGCAUAUAUAUAUAUAUAUAUAUAUAAGGGAAUAAAAGACAGAAGCUGCUUUGUUGCAAAGGUAAACUAAUUGUGAAGCCUAUCUAUUCUUCUUCUUUUUCUUCCUAAUUAACAUAAAAAUCUUUCUCGUCCGAAAAUUACAAGUUCUUUCGAGCGAUGAUGGUGUCUUUCGUUGAAACCUUAAAGAAGCAGGAGGAAGCUGUUGAUGUUGUGAUCGUCUCCGCAUACUUGGUGGCUUUCUUUGUAUUCAUAAUUUCUUCCUUCCCUUACAAGCAACGUAUCCACGAUUGGCAACUUAAUGAAUUCCGAGUCGCUGUGUCAGAUCACAAAACUCUCCAAUGUUUGUUCUUAUUCCUCUGUGGCGCAAUAACACAUAACGACUGAAACACCCGCCCCUUCCCAUUUCCUACCGGGGUUCCUGGGCACGGGGUUUAGGACACACAUGUCUACUUUUCCGACAUCUCCGUGUGUCCCGUUUCUGGUCCCAUGAGUUUCAGGUGCAUUUCCUUCCUUACCGUCGACAUUUCCACUUAUAGUUCUACAAAAAUGGGAGAGGAAAAAGAGGGGUGAGUACUAAUACUCAGUGAGGCGAUUCUAGACCAGUCUCCCCCAUGAGCCUCUAUACGGCUCAAUGCGAAACGAGAACCGUCUAGUCACUACACUCAGUCGAUGCAACCUAUCAGCUAGUUAUUAAGUUUCAUUUCACAAUCAAGCACUGUAAUGAACUCAGUCAUCACUCAAUCCAUAGAAUUCAGUUUAAUAAUUUAAGACUUCCAUCAUCCUAGGACUUUAGGACCUACACAGCUCAAGCGGACCAUUCCUCCCCUUUUCUUGCUGCUUCCUGUGAAGUCGCCUGCCCUGGUAGGACCGCCGCCCAGUUCCUCGGGUUCGGUCCGCCUUUGCAGUGUAUUACGACCCCUUCCCGCCAAGACUCGGCGUGACUCAAUCUUACCGGCGCCUCUAUUCUUACCCUGCCAUUUUUAUCCGAUGCUAUGGCCCCGCAUCUCCGCCGUUUUUGAACGCUACGGCCGCCGCGUUUCAUUUCUUUCCACCCUUCCCCGGGUACUUUAUCCCACCCUUCUUGGGUCAUUUAUUCCACCCUUCCCGGGUACUUUCUAAUCAAUCAUUUUCUUUCCUUUUUCUUAUCAUUUCCUUUUCCUUAUUCUUUAGACUCUUUCUUUACUUUCAUUUCUAGACGCCACCCGUUCUCGGUGUCACACACAAUUCAGUAAACAACCAUCACACGGAUGUCCUACCAUUCAUCUAAUCAACCGGUUAACGUUUACUAUUAACCUACUUUUAAUUCUUUCUAAGCAUCCUAGCUUUCAACCACAAUCAAGAAUAGAUCAUCGACCAACCAAUCAUUCAUCAUUCAAAUAACCCAAACAAUCCAUUUACUGUCCUUAAUCAGUGCGAGCGUUCUUAUGCAGUAUGAUCUAUCAACCUAACAUCAAUCAGGAUUUAAACCAUCCUAAUUCCUCAUUCAACAGUAUACAAGAUCAUGAACAAGAUCUGGAAUAGAACACCUCACCUUAGCCUAGUUCUGGAUCUGGAUCUGAGAAUAGGAGGUAAGAGAAACGGGAUCUGAGAUCUAUGACACCACGCGGUCACCACCACCUCUCGCGGUUGCUCUCGGCGAGGAGAGAGAGACGCGACCGGGAGAGAGAGAAAGAGGAGAGAAGGAGUCGCUGCGAGGAGAGAGAAAAGAGAGACGCGGCGAAGAGAGAGAAGAAGUCGACGGCUAGGGCUUCCAGUCUCCGGGGAUUCUCUGCAGGGCUUCGCUUCUAGAUUUCUGAUGAGAGAAAAAGAAGUGGAGGCUUGCUUUUAUAGGGGAAGAGGUAGGGAAAACCCUAGGGUUUUCUAAUUGGGCUGCAGAGAACCCAUUAGCAUUUAAAAUUUUUAAAUGGGCUGGUUUUGGGUGUUACAAUUCUCCCCCUCUUAUUCGGAAUUCGUCCCGAAUUCCAAAUCUUCAGUUCGAACUUAACAUCCCAAAACUGGAGUGAGUUUCCAAACACAACCAAGGGAAGCACGAAAUGACAUCCUACUUGCUCAAGAUCAUUUAAAACCAACAAUGAAUUUAAUAAAUGAAAUGGAGUAGGACUACAAUAAAUAGAUAGGUCUCAAGGUAUCGCCAAAAUCCGCGAAUACCCUUAUAACAAGAAAAGAAAAGCUAAAACCAAAGAAGAAAAACCAUGUCCUACUCCUAUUAGCUGACCCUGGAAUCACAGCUAGCCACUUCGAACUGGAGACUUGGAAUUCGGGACGAAUUCCGAAUAAGAGGGGGAGAAUUGUAACACCCCAAAACCAGCCCAUUUAAAAAUUUUAAAUGCUAAUGGGUUCUCUGCAGCCCAAUUAGAAAACCCUAGGGUUUUCCCUACCUCUUCCCCUAUAAAAGCAAGCCUCCACUUCUUUUUCUCUCAUCAGAAAUCUAGAAGCGAAGCCCUGCAGAGAAUCCCCGGAGACUGGAAGCCCUAGCCGUCGACUUCUUCUCUCUCUUCGCCGCGUCUCUCUUCUCUCUCUCCUCGCCGCGACUCCUUCUCUCCUCUCUCUCUCUCUCCCGGUCGCGUCUCUCUCUCCUCACCGAGAGCAACCGCGAGAGGUGGUGGUGACCGCGUGGUGUCAUAGAUCUCAGAUCCCGUUUCUCUUACCUCCUAUUCUCAGAUCUAGAUCCAGAACUAGGCUAAGGUGAGGUGUUCUAUUCCAGAUCUUGUUCAUGAUCUUGUAUACUGUUGAAUGACACCGAGAACGGGUGGCGUCUAGAAAUGAAAGUAAAGAAAGAGUCUAAAGAAUAAGGAAAAGGAAAUGAUAAGAAAAAGGAAAGAAAAUGAUUGAUUAGAAAGUACCCGGGAAGGGUGGAAUAAAUGACCCAAGAAGGGUGGGAUAAAGUACCCGGGGAAGGGUGGAAAGAAAUGAAACGCGGCGGCCGUAGCGUUCAAAAACGGCGGAGAUGCGGGGCCAUAGCAUCGGAUAAAAAUGGCAGGGUAAGAAUAGAGGCGCCGGUAAGAUUGAGUCACGCCGAGUCUUGGCGGGAAGGGGUCGUAAUACACUGCAAAGGCGGACCGAACCCGAGGAACUGGGCGGCGGUCCUACCAGGGCAGGCGACUUCACAGGAAGCAGCAAGAAAAGGGGAGGAAUGGUCCGCUUGAGCUGUGUAGGUCCUAAAGUCCUAGGAUGAUGGAAGUCUUAAAUUAUUAAACUGAAUUCUAUGGAUUGAGUGAUGACUGAGUUCAUUACAGUGCUUGAUUGUGAAAUGAAACUUAAUAACUAGCUGAUAGGUUGCAUCGACUGAGUGUAGUGACUAGACGGUUCUCGUUUCGCAUUGAGCCGUAUAGAGGCUCAUGGGGAAGACUGGUCUAGAAUCGCCUCACUGAGUAUUAGCACUCACCCCUCUUUUUCCUCUCCCAUUUUUGCAGAACUAUAAGUGGAAAUGUCGACGGUAAGGAAGGAAAUGCACCUGAAACUCAUGGGACCAGAAACGGGACACACGGAGAUGUCGGAAAAGUAGACAUGUGUGUCCUAAACCCUGUGCCCAGGAACCCCGGUAGGAAAUGGGAAGGGGCGGGUGUUUCAAUUGGUAUCAGAGCCAGGUUAAGGUCUCUUAAUACUAACUUAAGGGAUCAGCAUUUCUCACCAUUGCUCAUUUCCCUUAUGGUUCUGUUAGACCGUCAUAGCUAAUGUUGAAGGAGAAUUCGAACAGCUCAGAGUUUCCGGCCGAGAUCGGGUUAACAAAAGUCUUCGUACUGCGGUGUAGUGGAGUUUCAGAGGUUCAGGAGUGGGUAACAAGGAGUUGUAGGGCAAGUAUACAGAGGGAUUAGCCGCCUAGCACGUCAAGUUAAAGGGGAAAUGGAAAGCCGGACAUUCGAGCUGGAGGGAAGCGUUUUCGCGGACGACACCGCCCCACACCGGGCCGGGGAGGCCGGGGAAGGAGAGACGGACGCAAGGCCGAGGCGUGCGCAGCUUCACGGAGGGAUUAAACCCUGCAAAAAAAUGGACUUCUGGCAUUCCGAUAUAACAGUCAAACUAGUUCCACAUAAAAAAAAAUAAUAAUAAUAAUAAAAAAAAAAAAAAAAGGAAGAAAGAGAAGUAUAGGCGCAGGUCCCACCAUCAGGGCGUGGGCCCGCCGACGAGGAAGGAGCAACACCGGGGCGGCCAAGGGACGGUCGGAUGCACAGUAGGAGAAAACUGAUUCCAGAUUAGGGUAACUAAGCUAAGGAUCAUCUUGGGGUAAAAAGGAUGAUGGAGGAUCAUCUUGGGGUAAAAAGGUUGAUGGAGAGUCAUCUUGAAGCAGAAUGCAAAAUGCUAAUAAGGAUAUGAGAGCUUCUUAGGGAAAAAGGGUUGACUGUAAAAAGGAUCAUCUUGGGGCAAAAAGGGAUGAUAAGAACCACACUGGGAUAUUGUCUGUUAAAGCAGCUCUAGUUUGAGAAUUAAUUGAAACACCCGCCCCUUCCCAUUUCCUACCGGGGUUCCUGGACACGGGGUUUAGGACACACAUGUCUACUUUUCCGACAUCUCCGUGUGUCCCGUUUCUGGUCCCAUGAGUUUCAGGUGCAUUUCCUUCCUUACCGUCGACAUUUCCACUUAUAGUUCUGCAAAAAUGGGAGAGGAAAAAGAGGGGUGAGUACUAAUACUCAGUGAGGCGAUUCUAGACCAGUCUCCCCCAUGAGCCUCUAUACGGCUCAAUGCGAAACGAGAACCGUCUAGUCACUACACUCAGUCGAUGCAACCUAUCAGCUAGUUAUUAAGUUUCAUUUCACAAUCAAGCACUGUAAUGAACUCAGUCAUCACUCAAUCCAUAGAAUUCAGUUUAAUAAUUUAAGACUUCCAUCAUCCUAGGACUUUAGGACCUACACAGCUCAAGCGGACCAUUCCUCCCCUUUUCUUGCUGCUUCCUGUGAAGUCGCCUGCCCUGGUAGGACCGCCGCCCAGUUCCUCGGGUUCGGUCCGCCUUUACAGUGUAUUACGACCCCUUCCCGCCAAGACUCGGCGUGACUCAAUCUUACCGGCGCCUCUAUUCUUACCCUGCCAUUUUUAUCCGAUGCUAUGGCCCCGCAUCUCCGCUGUUUUUGAACGCUACGGCCGCCGCGUUUCAUUUCUUUCCACCCUUCCCCGGGUACUUUAUCCCACCCUUCUUGGGUCAUUUAUUCCACCCUUCCCGGGUACUUUCUAAUCAAUCAUUUUCUUUCCUUUUUCUUAUCAUUUCCUUUUCCUUAUUCUUUAGACUCUUUCUUUACUUUCAUUUCUAGACGCCACCCGUUCUCGGUGUCACACACAAUUCAGUAAACAACCAUCACACGGAUGUCCUACCAUUCAUCUAAUCAACCGGUUAACGUUUACUAUUAACCUACUUUUAAUUCUUUCUAAGCAUCCUAGCUUUCAACCACAAUCAAGAAUAGAUCAUCGACCAACCAAUCAUUCAUCAUUCAAAUAACCCAAACAAUCCAUUUACUGUCCUUAAUCAGUGCGAGCGUUCUUAUGCAGUAUGAUCUAUCAACUUAACAUCAAUCAGGAUCUAAACCAUCCUAAUUCCUCAUUCAACAGUAUACAAGAUCAUGAACAAGAUCUGGAAUAGAACACCUCACCUUAGCCUAGUUCUGGAUCUGGAUCUGAGAAUAGGAGGUAAGAGAAACGGGAUCUGAGAUCUAUGACACCACGCGGUCACCACCACCUCUCGCGGUUGCUCUCGGCGAGGAGAGAGAGACGCGACCGGGAGAGAGAGAGAGAGGAGAGAAGGAGUCGCGGCGAGGAGAGAGAGAAGAGAGACGCGGCGAAGAGAGAGAAGAAGUCGACGGCUAGGGCUUCCAGUCUCCGGGGAUUCUCUGCAGGGCUUCGCUUCUAGAUUUCUGAUGAGAGAAAAAGAAGUGGAGGCUUGCUUUUAUAGGGAAAGAGGUAGGGAAAACCCUAGGGUUUUCUAAUUGGGCUGCAGAGAACCCAUUAGCAUUUAAAAUUUUUAAAUGGGCUGGUUUUGGGGUGUUACAACGACGGUUGCGCUCACCAUGAAACCGAACCGGUCGAUGUUGUGUUAAGGUUUCUGACCAAAAGUUUGUGGGGCAUCUUCUCUUAUGUGGUGCUUUUCAAGAUUUGUGUUAUUUUUCGCUCCAAGCCUUUGAAAUCAACCAUCAAGACAAAAGCCGAUGAGCAAUGACGGAUCUUUUAGCUGGGUUUCAUACUUGAACUAUAAGUUCUUAUUACCUGUUCAUUCUUCUUUCUUUUACUUAAUUAGCAUUUUCAUAUAUAAUCACUAUUUCUAUUCUUCUUUUUUUUGUGAUAAAUGUGAAUUUCAUUGAUAAUCAAUAUGCAACUGUUACCCAUUCUGCUUGUUAAAGCCAUUUGGGUGGCUAAAUGUCCCAAAAAAAGAUAAAAAGACACAUAGACCACACUUCAGCUUUAAUCAAGCCCCAAGAACCAUGAUUAGAGCUGUGACAAACUGAUGAAAUGAAAAAAAACAAUUUCAUCCUAGUUGAUCGAAGCACCAGGGGAAACGCUGGAACCCUAGGAACAGAGACCAUUAAAGGUUUAGCCAGGGAAUAACAGAGAUAUAACAGAGAGGCUGCCCCGAAGGCGACUCCAAAGGACUUUGGAGGAGGUUAGGUAAGUCCCUGCCCCAAAACAAGACCGGAGAAGCCCAAUCCAGACGCCAAUAACUCUAGAAGCCAACGAAUACAAGCCCUAUGGAAGUCAAACUGAAGAGAUACGAAGCCAGUAAGUAGAGCACUGGAGCGUCACUGACGGAAGGAAGCCGAUGUUCAUGGCUCUCGAUUCCGGUCCCUUCACGCAAGCAGACAACUCAAAGGAUUCCAGAGAUGAUAGCUUCAGAGAGGCAAGGCACAAACCAGGUUGUCUUCCUUCUAGGGCUGUGAAGAACUGAAGAACCAUAGCGAUCUUCCAAACUAUAGAAUUCAAAGAUUGUAUAAAAAUAACUCAAAACAUAAGCUGUCAAACAUUCAAUCUCUAAACUCAUAAGUUAUGACACAACUUGACAUCUCAUUAUAUAGAGAUUAAUAGUUCAUAAUCCUAUUAGGUAAUAUAUUUAGAUAACUUCUAACUCGGUAGGAUUAGGUUAUUAACUUGUAUCUCAAGUUUCCUUUUCUUUCAAGCUUAAUCCAGCAUUCUCCUAUUUAAGCUUGAAAUCCUUUCUUGACAAAUCUUGAAUAUCGAUGAGGUUUCUCAUUUAAGUGAACUUAAUCUUUCAUAACGCUUUGGUCAAUAUGUCUGCCUUUUGUUUAUCACCUGAGACGUGAUCCACACUCACUUGACCAUUCUCCACAGACACUCUUAUAAAAUGAUACCUUGAAUGUAUGUGUUUGCUUCUACCGUGGAAGACCGGGUUCGAUCUUGAUGACCACUCUCUCACAUGGUUGUUCGGUGCCUUCACAAUAGCUCUUGUAACCAUAUAGCUUGUUUAGCCACUUUAGUUUCUGCCAUAAACUCAGCCUCACACGGCGCUAAUGCAAUUUUUUCUUGUUUUGUGAGCACCAUGUGAUCAAGCUUUCGCCAAGAUAGAAAAUAUGGCAUGCAGUGUUGUUUCCAUCACUUUGUUCAACAUUAUGGCUGAUAUCACUUUACCCAACGAGCUUCGAUAUCUCUGACAUUGCACGUCUAAAAACCAAGCCGUACGAAGUAGAACCUUGAAGAUAUCUUAGACAAUGCUUCAUCUCAGCACCAUAUGAUUAUUUUGGUCGUUGCAUAUAGCGACUCAGUACUCCCACUGCAAACGAAAGAUCCUGCCUGGUGUGAAGAAGGUACCUAAAACACCCAACAUUCCUCCUAUAUACCCUAGCAACGAUAUAUCUUUCAUCGUCGGCUUUUGAUAGCUUCAUCCUGGACUCUAUUGGCGUAUGAUUUAUAUUGCAGUUCUUCAUUCCACCUUCUUCGAGGAUUCUUAACGCAUAACGUAUUUGGUUUAGAGUUAUUCCUCCCUCAUAUUGGCCAACCUCGAUUCUGAGAUAGUAUGUUAACUUACCAAGAUCGCUCAUGCCAAUUUUCGAUGCCAUCUCCCUAUUGAACUUUCCAAUGAUCUUUUUGUUUCCUCCUAUGAAAAAUAUGACAUUUACAUACACCGCAACAAAUAUUAGAGCAUUUUCACAAAAUUUCUGUAGACUGAUGGCUCUUUGGAACAAUUUUUAAAACCUUAAAUCGAGAAGAAUCCGAUUUAUUUUGUUGUUCUAGGCUCUUGUUGCAUGUCUUAAUCCAUAUAGAGCCUUAUGAAAUUUAUAGACCUUUCCUUUACUUCCCUUUACCUCAAAAACUUCAGGCUGCGUUACAUGGACACUCUCUUUUAAUUAUCCAUGUAGAAACGCAGUCUUGACGUCUAAAGGGUGCACUUCCCAUCCAUUUGUUGCUGCAAUACUGAUGAGUAGUGUAUAGUCUCUAUUCAAGCCACAGGCGCAAAUACUUCCUCGAAAUCUAUUCCACAGGCACAUAUCCUUUAGCAACUAACCAAGCUUUGUACUCGUUAACGGUUCCAUCAGAAUUGCGUUUAAUCUUGAAGAUCCAUCUUAGACCAAUCGGCUUUACACCAUACGGGAGAUCUAUUAAACUCCAAAUCUCGUUUUUAUGAUAGAGUGAAUCUCGUCUUCACACACCAUGUCAACUCAUUGAGUUCACUUGAUUCUCGAAAAUUCAUGGGCUCGUUGUUCAGGCACAUUAGCAAUAUUUCUACUUCUUCUUCUGCAAGUAAUACCUAGUUUUCUAUGUAUUUUGGUUUUGUAGGUUUGUCUAACUCAUUCCCAGUAUUUUUAAAUCACUUGUAUCUUCAAUCUCAUAUCCCUGUGGUGCCGUGCUCUUUUCCUUGAAACCGAUGAUCUUGUCGUCAGUUUGAUCACUCCUUCCUUUGAGUUGGUCAUUCUCGACGUUCUCUAUGCUAUUUUGAAUGUCGUGAUUCCUCAAAUCUCCUAGUGAGACCACAAAAUCUCUAUCGCUUUCUGAUAUCGUUCAAAUUACCCUAAAGAGUGAAUUUACUCUCUCAAAUAAGAGGUUCAAUUGCAGUACUUAGGGAUCGAAUCCACUAGGAGCUAGGGAACCUAAUAAAUCUAAUGAGAUUUGUUAAGUUGGAUGGUUUAAUGAUUAAAAUGUAAAUUUGCAGUUUUUGUUGAGCAAGUAAUUGCUCGAUUAAUUGGUUGAGGUUUUGGUGCUUAAAAGUAAAUAGCUAGACUUGGGGUUUUUAUUCAGGAAACUUGGAAUUAUAAUCUUACAGAUGUCUAAUGAGUUGCAAGCAUGAUAAUGUAGAGCUCAACUACUAAGCAACAAGCCAAUCUGCUCUCGUGUUUCUGGACUUUUCUAUUAGCUAGAUCUAAUGACCCAAACAAAUGUGUUCGAUCAAUAGCAAGUGUCGAUUGAUACACCUUUCACUCCGUCGAUCGAUUAUCCAAUAUGUAUAUCGAUCGAUGCGCUUAUAGUUAAGCUUUAUGCGCGGGUUGAAUAAUGCUCACUAAGCUCACUAGAUCAGCUCUCGUCUUACUCUUAGCAAGAAACUUAGCUCAAUUAGAAUAGUUUCAGGAUGAGAAUGAAGCUAUCGCAUUAAUCAAACAAUCCUAAGGCAAGUUCUAGGUAGCUAAUCUAGAAUCAGGCAUUAAUGACAAUCCUAAUGAUUAUUAUCACAACUCAGCAAUCUAUAGUUCGGGCUAAUCCCUCAUAACCUAUUUAAACUCUAAAAUCUAACAAUGAAACUACUCAGACAUGGCCAAGCAAUUCAUAACAUCAAUUAGGUAAGAAAACUUCAUUAGAAUAGUAAAUAAAUAUUAAUAGAGUUCCAAUUACAAAUAUAACUUUAGAUUUUCUCUCCAAUCUAUCAAAAUCCUAAAACCUUUUGCUGAUAAUAAUAAAACUAGAAACACAAGAAAGCACACUCUGCCUCUAACAUGGUGGAAAAGCUAAUAUAAUUAGGUUAAAACUCGUCUAGGGUAAUCUUGUAAAUUAGUGAAGACUUGGGCUUCAAGUCGGCUGUGACCAAAUGGGCUUUCUACGCGCUUCGCUGUCGAUCGAUGUUCUGAUGUAAACAUCGAUCGAUAUUUGUUCCUCAAUAUUGACUGAUGGUCAAGUUCGAUGGUCAUCUCGGCUGCUUGCUCCAAAUAUCUCCAAAAUGCUUCAAAAUCAUCACUUAUUUCCAAAUCACUCCUGGUCUUAUAAAUAUAAUAAAUAGACUCUAUAAUAUAAUAAUUAGAAGUAAAAAUACCUAUAAACCAUGGGUGAAAGUGAGUCAAAUCCAUGGUCUAUCACUUUCUGGCUCCGUGUUAUAUCUCUUUAAGUCCCAUUCCUUAGACUCAUCAAUCAUGACAUCCCUGCUUAGCACUAUUUUCGAGUCUCAGGGUCUAACAUCUGAUAUGCUUUUGAGCCUGGUUUUCUUCCUAUAUGAACGAGCAUACACGAUAUAUCAUCCAAUUUCUUUAGUUGUAUGUUUUAUAUUUUCGCAUAACCAAUGCACCCAAAGAUCCACAAGUGACUGAGGUUCGUUUUCCUCGCUUGAGAUACUUCAUACGGGGUCUUACCGGUGAGAGAUCGUGUGGCUAUACUGUUGAUCAAGCAUGCUGCAUGUCGUAUUGCUUCUCCCCAAAAGUAGUUUGGCAUAUGCAUGUGAUUUAGUACGCUUAUCGCUAUUUCCAUUAAGGUUAUAUUCCUUCUCUCCACCACUUUAUUUUAUUGUGGAGUGUAUGGAGCUGUGAGGUGUCUCUUUAUUCUUCACAGAAUGAGUUGAACUCUUGGGACACAAACUCUCCGCCUCUAUCGGUCCUGAAGGUGGCUAUCCUUUCACAUGUCUCUCGCUCUACAAUACCCUUUAGCUUCUGAAACUUUCAGAAUGCAUCACUCUUCUCCACUAGCAAGAUGGUCCACAUAUAUCUCAAGUGGUCAUCAAUAAGUACAAAGACAUAUCUAUUUCCAGCCACCAUGCUUGGUGUUAUAGGACCGCAUAGAUCCCCAUGUAUGAGCUUGAGAGUUUUGGUUGUCUUGAGGGAACACUUGCCUUGUUUGCUUCCCAAGCAAGCAAGAUGAGCAGACUUCCUUAGUAACUUGAACAAUCGGGAUACCACUAACGAGCUCCUUUUCUAUCAUCGUUUUCAUCGUGGAGAGGUUGACGUAUCCUAGUCUUGCAUGCCAUCGAUUUCAUUCACUUAUCUUUGUUAGGUAUAGAUGUGUAGUGUCUCGAAAUCCCAUAAAACCUUGUACAAGCAAUUAUUUGAUCUAUUUGCCUUGACAAGUAAUCUUCCAUUGUGAUCAUGCAUAGUUAGAUAUUCUCCUCUCAGUCGUACAUCACAACCCGACUUUGUUGAUUGACCUAGACUAAUGAUAUUACUUCUUAAAUUGGGUAUGAAGUAUACAUCAGUCAUUUUUCUCGGUUCACCAUUCAUAUCUAUGAAUGAUAUAGUGCCUUUACCUUUGAUGCCGAUUCACGAAUCAUCUCUAAAUCUUACUUUUCCAGUGACUGAGCUAUCGAGUUUAUAAAAGUCUCUCCAGUCUCCUGUCAUAUGAUUACUUGCUCAGUUAUCUAGGUACCAAAUAUCUCCCUUGUCGGCGUUUGUCUCAUAUUUGCCAAGGAUCAAAUUCUUCUCAUUCAGAAAAACUAUUUCAUGCAUCAUUAGUUCAUCUGCAUCUUGUGUAUCAUUACCCUCAUACUCUUGAGCUUCUUGCAAUUUGAGUAAACGAUCAGGGCAAUGCGACGCGUAAUGACCUAUUUUAUUACAGCGAGAUAGCAUGUAAUUUUUGAUGCAUCUAUUGGUCCACAGAAGCAUCAUCGGCCCUGUCCUCCGUAAUAGAACCUUCCUCUACGUCCUAUGCUUUGAAAAUCCCUGUUAUAGUCACAAUUUGAUUGUGGUGUCUGUGAUUCCAUAUUUGUAUACAUCAACUUGCUCUGGUCCUCUUGUGAUUCUUCUUCCUCGAGGAUUCUCUCUUCAUAUGCUUUGAGUCGACCAAUAAUGUCAUCGAAACUGGUAUUAUUAAGAUCCAACACUUGGUCAAGCGACGCCACAAUAUGUAUAUAUUUUUUCGUGGAAGGAUUUUUUAACCAAUUUUGGUUCCUCCGUACUUUCUUCUAGGGCUGCCAAUUUUGAAGAUAUUUCAGCUAGCUUUCCUCAAAAGUCAUCAAUUGUCUCAGUAUCUUUCAUCUUCAGGCGAUCGAACUCAUUCAUUAAUGUUUGUAGUCUCGCUUCUUUAAAUCUUUAUGCUCCAACAUGCCUUGCUUUGAUUGCUUCCCAUAAAUAUUUUGCAGUGUCGAGCUCUCUGACUUGCAAAAUUAGCAGUUCGAGUAUUGAUUGAAACAAAAAAGCAAUGGCCAUAUCGUUUUUAUCCCCUCCGGUCGAAUCUUCUUCUAUAACAUCCCAAAAUUUAUGAACUUUAAGUGCAAUCUUCAUACUUAUAGCUCACACCAUGUAGUUUGUUGAGUUAAGUGUAGGACAUUGAAUAGAAGAUAAUCCUCCACCUUCUUUUGGUUUUCCGGUCGCUAUAACAAUCUCACUCAUAUCUUCCUAAGGCUCUGAUACUAAAUAUAGAAUUCAAAGAUUGUAUAAAGAAUAACUCUUUAUUUCUUAAGAAAAUAACUCAAAACUUAAGCUCUCAAAUCUCUAAACUCAUAAGUUAUGUCACAACUUGAAAUCUCCUUAUAUAGAGAUUAAUAGUUCCUAAUCCUAUUAGGUAAUAUAUCUAGAUAACUUUUGAACAUAUUAUAAAUUCUAACUUCCAUAACUCGGUAGGAUUAGGUCAUUAACUACUAUCUCAAGUUUCCAUUUCUUUUAAGCUUAAUCCGACACAAACAAAACAGGCAGCAUCGAAAUGAAACCGCCAAGUUAUGUUGUUUCAAAAUAAAACCAGGAGAUGUCCUCGGCGGUUUCCUCACAUUUUUCAACUUUGAUCUCAAUAUGAGCAGAAAAGCUCUACAAAAUUUUAGAAAACAGAGAUAGUGACAGAGCAGAGAAAGACGAUCCAACCUGGGAACACAGAGGUAUGCCUGAGCAUUCGGGUCCUUGGGUUUGGGUCGGGUCUUGUCGGGUCUGGGUCUGAGAUGUUUAGACCCAAUAAGGUAACUAGAAUUUUUUGGUUUGGGUCCUAUCGGGCCGGAUCAGUUCGGGUGUUAGAUAGUUGGACCCAAUAGGGUCAUUAGAGUUUAUCGGUUUGGGUUCGGUUCAGUUCCAGAUCAGGUUUGGUUCGGGUCCUGUCGCUUCCGGCCCAAAACAAAUACUCAAACACACACAAAAUACCUAAAAAUAUUUAAAUACACGAAAAAUAUCCAAACUUUUAUCUAAAAUCUGACCCAAAGACAUGAAAAAUACCUGAAAUGUUAUCUGUUUAUCCGAAUUAUAUUUUUGAAAAUCUAAAUUUUUACCUGAAAUCCGAAUUCAUAUCCGAAAAUUCAAAUCUGAAACUUAAGAAAUACCCAUAAUACCAAACAUAUACUGAAACACCCAUAUAUAUCUAACAUAUACUAGAAGUUUCGGGUAUUUUGGGUACCCCAUCGGUUCUCGGGUUCGGAUCAGGUCGGGUCUAAAACCCGCGGGUCCUCCACAACAAGAUCCAAUAGGGUAAAAAGAUCGGUUAGGGUUCCUACCCAAACCGGGAAUUUUUAAGUCGGUUUCUGGUCGGGUCCUCGGGGCCGGGUAAAAUACCCAGGCCUACAUAGAGGCAGCGACGCUCAUAUACAUGGGCGAAUUCUUCAAGACCAAACCUGAUCCACAUUUAGUCCGUACUAAAACUCCGAUCUGCCAUAAACCGAAGCAAAUCUAAAAGAGAUCAGUUACAUACGUCCUCGCCAACACUCUAGGGAGGUCGAAGACACCCUCAAACUCCGAUUUGGUCCUCCAAGCCCGACUGCGACCAGAGGAGAUAUAGAAAUGAUGAAGCAAAGUGAGAGAAGAAACUGAGUUAACUCAUAGACAUAAAACGGAAAAAUGGGUGGUGACUGACGGCGAGAAACAGAGCCACCGGCCACCAUAAAGUAUUCUGCAAGUGACAAUGGAGAGAAGAGAGGUGAAGGGGGAGAGAGUUUUCUCUCACCUUGAUCUAUUUUUUUUUAUCUUUUAUAGUCACUAUUUCUUUCUUCAUCGUUUUAAUUAGUUUAUUAUCAUUUAUAGUGAGCUAUGCUAAUUAUAGGAAAAAUCGGAUAAAAAUCUUGAAAGUUGUAUUUACUGACAAUUUAAACCUUAAAGUUUUUCGACUAGCACUUUUAACAUUCAAAAUUAUAUUUGUAUUAUAAAAAAAACUUCAACCUGACUUACUUGUUCGUCAAGUAAAAACUGACCUGUUGUACAGAUAAAACCGAUGAUGUGUCGAUUUUUUCCUCCGAAAAACAAUGAUUUAAUUAAUAAAAUCAAAAAAUAAAAUAAAAAAUAAGAAAACUAAAUUAAAAAAAAAUCAUAAAAUUAAAAAUUUACAAAAAAUUCAGAACACAAAAAAGAAUUAGAUUAUUCAAAAAGUCAAAACAAAAUUUUAAAAAUUAAAAAUAUUUCAAAAAAAUUACAAAAUUAUUUAAAAAAAAACAGACAUAUCAUCGUUGAAAGUAAAAGUUUCAAAUAUAUCAUUGUUAACGAUGAUGGUUUGUCACAUAACCAUUAACAAUGGUUUUUGACGUAUUUUCCAACGAUAGUUUCCGACAUCAUCGUUGAAAUUGGUAGGUAUGUCAAUAGUGACAUUUUUAACAGCCAUCAUUGUCAAUGAUGAUAUGCUUAAUGCAUGUGUUACACUAAUUUUUAAACGAUUAAAUGUCACUUUGAUGGUUGUCAAAACAUCGUUAUUUACAUAUCUAAGUUUUAAAUGAUGGUUUUCAAAAAUAUCCUUACUGGCAUAUCUACCGUCAUUUUCAAAGAUGAUGUUGGCAACUAUGGUUGAAGUUAUGUUAGACACCGUCAUUCUUAAUUGUUAUAUGAGAAACGAUUAUCAUCAUCAAUGAUAUGUUUGAAAUGUUAUUGUCAACGAUGAUAGGUAGUUUUCUUACAAAUAAUCUUGUAAUAAAAAAAUAUUUUGAUUUUUUGAAUUUUUUUAAUUUUCUAAUUUUUAUGAAUUAUAUGAUUUUAUCUUUAAUUUUUCUUCAAUUUUCUGAAUUUUUGUUUAAUUAAUUUAUUUUAAUAUAAUUUUAUUUUGUAUUGAAUUUUUAUUUAGUUAUCUUAAUUUAAUUUAUAUUUUGAUUUUUAAUUUAGUUUUCUGAUUUUUUUUAAACGUGAAUUUUUAUUUCUUACAUUACUUAAAUAAUUUGUUUUUGAAAAAAAAAUUUUGACACAUCCUUGUUUUUACCUGUAGUAUAUAUCAGUCUUUAUUUGACCCCAAGAAUGGAUUAGAUCGAAAGGACUUUCCUACCUUCUUACUUGAUGAACAAGUAAAUCAGGUUGAAGCUUUUUUUUUAUGAUAAAAAUGUCCAUUUGAAGUUUAAAGGUGCUAGUCGAAAAACUUCAAGCGUUUAAAGUGUAAAUCAGUGUCAUGUUCAGGGUUUUUAUGUAAUUUUCCAGUUAAUUAUAUGAACUGAUAAGAAAAUUUAUUAUGGUUCUAGUCUCUUCUCCUUCAUUCUAUUUUUCUUUUCUCUCAACCCUAGUGGUCACCAAGAAAAAAAAACCGGUUCACCUUCUCCGGCUUCCGGUGAAUCUUGUCGGAGCUGUGAGAGGGUCCAUAAACUAGGUCUGUAUAGGCUUUAACGGUGUUGAGGAGAUCCUUUGAUAUUAUGGGAAUAUUAUGUGCUGCUGUUUGAGUCUGUCAUUUCUCUGGUGUUUUGAUUGAUUGGCUUCACCAAAUCUCAAUAUUUUUCUGGUGCGCGGUGCAAGUACCGCCGGCUCUGAUGUGAAUUGUUAAUUCUUCCAUUGGAUUUGGUGUGGCAAGUUUCAUGAGAGUCAGUGGUGGUCUGUGAUUUGGUCCUUUGGGUUCAUAUCUUCCCUGUUUCUAGCUUGUCCAAGGACAUUGGUGUUUGUCUUGUCCUUUGGCUCUUACGCGGGGAUUACUUUCUUCUCGUUCUCUUUGGUGUGGAUCAUGUCUCUUGAUUCAUUCGGUUUUGAGUAUCUAUGGGACUUUGUGGCUGUCAUUUCUGUAUUUUAUUAUGUCGUCAAUGGUUUUCUUUCGGAUUUUCUAUGGAAGCAACAUGUAUUUGCUCAAGUAUUCACCCAAUGGUUUUAGUCCAUGUUCGAAAACUCGCUAAGCGUAACGCGUGAGGUUGGUCCGGGCCUAGCGAGUUAUUGAAAAAUUGGAAAAAAAGCGGAGAGUACGCGGGGACUAGUUUUACUUAAAAAUUUAAUAUUUAAAAUAUUUUAUAUGAUUGUUUAGGGUGAGUUUGGUCUCGGGUGAAGUAAACAAUACUAGAAAUGGGUCGAACAGAGGCGUUUAUUAGAUUUCGAGAUGAUGUUACAAAGGUGGAGAAAGUAAAAGCAAGCCGGAGCUCGUGAGAGCUUAAACCGGAAAAGUACAAAUAGCAGAGAGAUGAUUGUACGGAUGAUAAACCCUAAUCUCGCCGCUAAGUUUGUGUAGCUAAGUGUCGAUGCCUUUCUCCUUUGCUUUCCUCUCCUUUUAUACUCUGUUCGAUUACCUUAACCUAAUCUCCUUUUACUGAUUGGGCUUCGUCGGCCCUUCGGGCCUGACUAUGAGAUGCUCGCUCUGAGCCGCUUAGUCGAUUAGUCCCGCUUCGCUUGCUCUCUGCUUCGACUAACGGCGUUCCCUGGUUAAGUUAAAGCCUCGAGAAUCGGCUUCUGCGCCGACGUCGACUCGGUUUGCUGGACUGGGCCCUUUGUUCGAUGGGCUUUGUGGAUGGGUUAAAUCCAUCCCCAACAGUAAGUCCCCCCCAGUUCAUUGAUGGUCGAGCAUUCGAUCUUCGAUGAAUUUGGUGUCUUUAGUUCGGAGAACAAAAGGUUCAAUCCGAGCAAGUGACUGAUCGUUGAGGAGUCAAUCCGUUUAAUCAAUGCUUCUCAAUCGAGGGAAUGGAUUGACGCAUCUGUUUAUCACGCGUUGCGAUCGUGAGAUAAACGCUUACGGGUCGAGAAGACGGAUCGACGCAUCUGUCGAUCACGCGCCUAAUUGGGUUUAGGCCCACUUAGGCCUUAUUAGGCGUAAUGAUGACGCCUUGAUCCCUGCGCUUAUCUCUCCCUAUAAAUAGCGCACCCCUCUCCACUUCUUUUCAUUUUUCUCCGCAGCGCUAAAGGUACUUUCUCUCUCUACGCUCUUUCUCUCUCUACGCUCCUUCUCCCUCUUUAUCUCUGUUUUUAGAUCUACGAUUAUCCGAGAUGUCGUCAUCUCAUCGUUUGACGCGAGAACAAAAGGGAAUGGGGGCGGUAUCUUCUCGGGAUUCUGCCGAGAAUCCUGACGGUAUCCAUCACGAAGCGAUGAUGGAUACGGGAAAUAUGGAUUUAUCGCAGCGUCUUUUGGUCUCGGAAGCAAGAGAACAAUUCCGGGGUGACGACGACGGUCAAGAAGCGGUCGAUAUCUCGAUUGUUCCGAUCAGCUACUACCCCGGGAACAUCUUCGCCGAGGAGAGCCCACUGGAGGUUUGGAGAAUUCGACCUUCGGUCGUCGAUGGACAGGAUUGGUCCAACGUCGAGAGGACGAAGUCCACCGUGGAGUCGGUGGAGGCUAUCCUCCGAGAUCUCAACGCACACGGGGUCUCGUUCAUUAUUCCAAAGCGGGAUCAGAGACCUUGGUCACCUCCGAAGGGGUAUCAGUGCAUUUACGAGUCAUAUUUCCGGAACGACACGAAGUUGUGGUUCCCAAUUCCUCGAAUUGUCACGGCUUAUGCGUUCCGCAGAGGAGUCGCUUUAAGCCAGUUGAUGAACGGUUCUCUCCGGUUGAUGGUCGUUUUAUCGGUGAUUGCGGCUGAGGCAGGGACAUCGAUGAGUGUGAGGUCGUUUGAAGAGUUGACCUCAGUUUCAAUUUCCGACGAUGGGCUCGUCUCGACGAGGAUGCGCCCAAACUACAACGUGGUCACGGGGUACCCGACCAAAGCCUCAGACUGGCAGCGUUCGUACUUCUAUGUGAAGUCGAACAGGUCAGCGUUCGAGGAGCCUCCGAAGUCUGGUUAUCGCGUUCUUUGGAAUGCGGAGAUGGGUACUGCACACUGUCUUCUGUGACGAUUGUAGCGUGUGCUCGUCUAACGUGUAUCUCUUUUUUUUGUAGUUGGUCAUCCGAAUCUUGCCACGUACCCUGAGGAUUGGAAGGAGAGUGCUCGGGUUGUUGCGUUGCAGAAACAAGAUCACUGGGAGGAUUUUACUCGGGAGAGAAUUCAAAGAUCCGUAGAUCGGAUUGCUAGUCGUGAGUUUUUUUUUUAUUUCCCUUUUACAUUUCCUAGCAAGUGAAUAGUACUCAUUAAGAGUUUUCCUUUGCAGAGCAUUGGAUCUCAGACUCGCUUCCUCACAUCAAUCGAUCGACUUCGAAGCGACUGUCCCUUUUCACGCAAGCCGAACAGAAAGAGAUCAACCGGGCCCGAACAAUGAAGAAAUUGCCGGAUCUUAGCCUUAUUGUGGCGGGGAAGAUAGGUACCAAAAAAGGAACCUCAGGGAGCAAGGUAGCCCCCUCCAAGCCGAGAGUUGCUGCUACUACUCCUGUCGCCUCUGAACAAGCGCUUGCUGGCGUCUCUUCUCAACAAAAGAAUUUCCAGAAGAAGAAGAAGGAAGUUGAUGCUCGGAGGGAAUCUAAUGAAGAGAGGGAUACCGAGCGCGCUGGUGCAGAAGGUUCCUCCAAGAAAGGAAGCAAGAAGAGGAAGGCCGGGGAUCUGUCUUCCGGCGAUAUGCCCAAGAAGAAGAAAACAAAGAAGAAAGAUUCCGCUGUGCCUCGUCCAUCUUCUGUCUGCGAAGAAGAGCUUCAGGAGUUGGUUCCCGAAGUCGCUCCGGAGGUCGGGACUUCUGACGACGAGGAUGAGACCAUUGCUCUGCGUCAGCGGAGGCGGGAAAAAUGAUCUGUCGAUGGGGGCUCCCGGAGGGUCUCCGUAGGUGAUCAGGGUGUCUCGGGAAAUCCGAAAGAACCCUCAGAUUCUGAAGGUCAGCGAGGUCAUGCGCUCGGUGACUCUCCCGCCCUCAUUGCAGAGGGAUCCGAGACUCGCGUGAUUGGUCGUCCAAAGGAAACCCAGAAGAUGGGUUCAAAUUUGAAUUCAAACGCGACCUUCCGCUGGCCUUUCAUCCCGAAGACUGUGGCCGGCUGUUGCAAUUAAUCAAAGGCGGUCCCGACCAGCUUCCCCCCGUGAAAGAUCUUGUUUUCAGAGAUGAGUACGAGCAUGCUGCUUCCUCGUCUAUAAAGGUACAUGUACAUUCAUCUUUCUCUGCUGCUUAAUGGAUAUUUUUUUAACUUUCUCUUGUUGUUCUCAAACAGAAUCAAGGCGAUUGGAACGUGCUCGUGGAGAAGUACGACACAGCUCUGAAGCGUUCCAAAGAACAGAUUCGCGCGGGCGAAGAAGCAAGGAAGAAGUCCGAGCAAGCUCUUCGAGUUGCACUGCGGGACAAGAAUGACGCGAUUGCUCGGGAGAAGGCGCUUAGGAAGGCGUUUGACGAGACGAGGACAGCUGACGCGGCGGAGUUGCAUUUAUGCAAGCAAAUGAUGACGGACCUCGAGAAUGCGGUGGACAAACUUCAGAGGGAUAAAGCUCUUCUUGAAAAAACGAGAGCCGCGGAGUUGGUCAAGUAUGCGGAAGAGAUGAACAGACUCCGUAAGUCUCGUAGAUACGAAGUCACGCAUGAGAGGAUCCGUGUGAUGAUUGCUAUGAUCGCCAAAGCGGAGAAGCGCUUUCAUCGGAUUUCUCUUCGUGAGGAUCAGAAGGACAAGUAUGAUGAUGCGCCGUGUUUGCAUAGUCAAGCCUUCGGGACGAGGAAGUGCCUUGAGCAGAUUAAAGAGUCGGGCGUCGAAAUUACCCAAGAGACUAUCGACUUCUUCGCCGGGCAAGAAAAAUAUUAUGAGGGGGAGGCAGUUCGCUUAGAGGUGAAAGAGAUUCCAAGGGAAGAUCUUCGCCUUUCGCCGUUGGUGCUUGAGUCUCGGUUCUUAAUCGAUGAAAUUUGGCGGCAAAUCGACCCGUUCGGAUCGAACGUUGAUUUAAUUGACUCUGAAGCCGCCGCUGCUCUCCGUACUCCCUUCGUUGAUCGAGCUUCCCGAUCCGAAGAUCUUAUGAGGGAGCCUUCUGCGACCGCCGUCUCUGCCACGCGGAAUGCCGAUGAGGAUGUCAAUCUUGCGGAGCGGAAGUCGGCUGACGCUGCCGUUCCUAAGGAUGGAAACGUGCCGACCAUUGUCCUGACCGACUCCCCAGCAAAGGCGUCUAAGAACGUGAGUUCAUCCACGUCCUCUUCCGAGGAUCCUGUGAGGAAAGAUGACGCUCCGGCUGAUCGUUCGAUAGAAGCGACUACGGCGAAUGUGGAUCUGUCGGCUCAAACGAAGUUCGGGCGUGUCUCGGGUCCUGGGGAGGAAGACGGUGACGGCGGCAAGAAUCCUCCCGCCGGUGAUGAAUAGAAUCUGCUAUCUGUUGUACUUUUCUUCAUUUUACUCUUAGAAGACUCCUUUACUCCUU
Brassica rapa (field mustard) is the source of this 20991-nucleotide messenger RNA. RefSeq lists its product as uncharacterized. NCBI's taxonomy places the organism in Eukaryota, Viridiplantae, Streptophyta, Magnoliopsida, Brassicales, Brassicaceae. The record is from RefSeq and is a predicted model, not a curated record.